This is a messenger RNA of Cucurbitaria berberidis CBS 394.84, 2512 nucleotides long. RefSeq lists its product as uncharacterized. The record is from RefSeq and is a predicted model, not a curated record. Lineage: Eukaryota; Fungi; Ascomycota; Dothideomycetes; Pleosporales; Cucurbitariaceae. The transcript has 3 exons. The coding region runs from base 20 to 2512 and encodes 830 amino acids.
CGUACAUUUUCAUCUAUAUAUGAUAGGACGCUCUGUAGAUUCUGCUAUACCUACUAUCAUGUUCUUUUGCGAAGAGAAGGAGCCACGCAAGAAAGCUAAAAAUGCUAUAGAAGAAGGAGGUUUCCUAGAGCGCCUACCAGGGUUUCGACUUGGACACCAGGCCAAACAACCAGACGUUGGGUCUUUGAUUCAGCCUGCUACAGAGAACGAUGGAGCACAAUCACUUAGCCUAAAUAAUUCGGUCUUGGAUGUUUACUUCGAUUCUACCCGGCCGAUAUUAGCAGAUGGGAUGCCAAUUUUUGUCAAGCAUACUAACGGCCUCCUACGACAGGCUACUGCCAACGCGGUUUUCAAGGGGCACAGAUAUGUAUACAUGUCCGUCUCGCACGUGUUCGUUGAUAGCAUACCCUAUGCACGGAGGAGCACAGCAGAUUCCGACAGCGAAUAUGAUUUUGGAAGUGGCACUGAACUUGAAGACUACGAUGAUUGCAUAGACGCAACGUCUCGAGGAAGCAUCAGCUCGCCGGAGGAGAGCUCAGAAGAUCAAUUAGACCUGGCCGCUUCUGGUUCCGGUUCCUCAGCCUUGAUGAAUGAGACCGCUCUCACACAACGUGUCCUGCACGACCGAGUUUCUUCUCCCACGGGGAUUAUACGGGUUAAUCCGAGAUUAAAAACGGAACACAGUGACAAAGCUUUGGUUGUAGUUACACCACCAAUUGAGAGCCUCGAGCCUACUUCGAUCAUUACACACACUUCUCACGGAACUAUAUCUGGACUGCUUUCCAAUAAUGCGACCCAUAUGCGGCUUCCGGGAAGUAACACUUUCCAAAAAGUCUACCAAAUUGCACUUGAUGCCCCCCUCAUUUGGGGUGACUGCGGGUCUGUAGUUAUUGACCUCGCAACUUCUGAACCAUAUGGAUAUAUUGUUGCAAGCUCGAUGACAAAACGCAUUGCUUAUAUCAUGGUGGCAUCGGAAGCUUUCGAAAUCUUGGAAGUAAGUUGGAAAAUGCCUCAUCUGGUUACUACCGAGGCCUCUUCCGGUGAUAUUGAACGAAAAGUCUCUCUACACAGAUCAGACACAGUUUCCUCGAUUGGAAGCGACGCGUACUCACCGCUCCCCCCUGGUCGUUGGACUUUAGACUUCCAUGGAAACUGUCCAAGAUGUCAUCAUCAUCAUACUGGCGUUAAAAUCAAGGUCGAUGUUUCCCAUGAUUCUAGUAAGGUCAGCCACGUUCGUUGCGAAAUGUGUCAAGAGAACUGGUUAGCUUUUGGGGGUCGUAAUUCAACCCGAAUAUCUUUACUCUCUACGUUGACGGCUGAUCCAGAUCCUGUUGAAAAGGAAGUGCGCUCCACACUGAGCAAACUAGUAAGGAGUACAACUGCUAUCACAGCUCCAUGGCUUCUCAAUAUUCCCGAAACGUCUCCGGAACAUUCGGUGCGGUCAACGACUAGUAAUGGCCUUCAGCCGUCAUUUGGGCCAAUGGCGACUACAGCACAAACUUCUUCCUCUGUUCCACUAAGCCGUGUUCAACGUCUUAAGCCAUCAACUAGUUUGUCGUCCCUCCCGACUACGCCUACAAUCGACAUUGGGGAUAAGGGCCACCCAAAACAGCCUCUUUCGAAUCUCAAACAGAGAGUUCAAGCACGAUUCCCCAUUUUGCAAGGAGCAAAAGUAAAGCAACUGUUCAGACAUUCCAAGAAACCGCAGAUGUCUGCUGAAAAGAGAGAAAAUUACCCAGUCCAUAUCUCAGCUGGUAACGAGCUGGGACCCUCAACAAGCUUCCAAGAAGAGUUGUACACUUCUGGACAAGAGUCCGGCAGUGAGGUCUUACAUAACGACCCUAGCGUUUCCGACUCAGCGAACAUGAAUUCAGAGGUAGCCGAUUUCAUUGCCGAUCUUAGGAACGAUCCAAUUAGCGAGAUGAACAAGAAAGAGCGUGUUAUCUGGUUGCGGGAGAAGCUCACCAAGUUCAAGUCUUCCCGCAAGAUCUUUGACCAACCAGCCCACUCCAUUGUGGUUAACAGUGGUACUCGUGUGACUUCAGUUGAACCCCCACUGGCCUCAUUCGUUCAAGACAGUCGUCGUCACUCGAGUGAGAUGCUUUACCUCGGGAGUCAUCUUAGUUACUUUGAUAGAUGGUCAAGUGAAGCCGCACUUCAUGGACGCCCUCUUUCUAUGAGUGAACGGGGUACGGAACUAUCGGACGCCUCUACAGUCGCCGAUGACAACAUUGUUGCUUCUGAUCCACGCAAUGCUUUGGUGGAGAGUCUUCAAAGGGCACGUCGUGCAUCUGAAUCGCCUCGGCCGCUUUCACUAAACAAUUUGUCGCUGUCGUGGGGAAAUAUCCGUCAAGCUCGGGCGGAGGCACACUACUCUUUAGACUCGCCGCGGUACUCAAUCGACUCUGCUCCUACAGAGUGCGGUGUGAAAACUAGAACUAGUAAUUAUCCGUCCCGACGUUCGGGAGCGCGCGCUCGACGACCAAGGACGAUCACUCCUUCCUCCGCCUAA